Messenger RNA from Protopterus annectens (West African lungfish), 3459 nucleotides. It is a transcript of the gene ABHD13, whose product is annotated as abhydrolase domain containing 13. The record is from RefSeq and is a predicted model, not a curated record. Gene Ontology annotation, cellular component: membrane. Gene Ontology annotation, molecular function: palmitoyl-(protein) hydrolase activity. The transcript has 4 exons. The coding region runs from base 412 to 1473 and encodes 353 amino acids. Lineage: Eukaryota; Metazoa; Chordata; Ceratodontiformes; Protopteridae.
CGCUUCUUUACUCAUUGAUUGUCCCGAAAUAACCAAUCCGUUAUCACAAUGGGCUUCACUUGAAUGCUGUAUGUGAAAGGCAAUUGUGUGGCAAGAAACAGAAAGUGAGAGUGGAAUGAAGUGUUAACAGCUGGAAGGAGAAUUGGCUCAGGACACAUUUGAGGAAAUACUGCUGCAUGGCAAGAAUGAUAUAGCCUUCAAGUGUAUUGCCUGAAACAACUGCAUAGCAUUAGUGAUCAGAGGAUUUUCAAACCUGGCAAAGAUUGGGUAAACUGUAUCUGAGGAGGGUCAGCACAGGGAGUUAUGGAUUGAUGAGGCGGAGAUCCAAGACUGAAGAUUUUGAAGGUGCCGGCAUCUGAUCCAGUCCCACAGGCUGAGAAGGACAGAAGAGAAAACAGAUCUAUUGUUGUUAUGGCUACAUAUGGCAAAACAAGGCAUCGUUUCUUGAUAGUAACUACAAUGGAAAAGUCAUGGAGGUUCCGGGUCAUUGUUGAAAGGUGUUUGCUUACCUUGGUGUCGUGGUCCUGGAGUCUCUGCCGCAUUUCUCUAUUAGCACUGAUACUCACAUUUCAUUUGUAUGGUGGCUUUUUAUUACUUGUUUUAAUAUUUCUGUCGAUAGCAAGUACACUGUACAAAUUUCAGGAUAUUCUGCUUUAUUUUCCUGAGCAGCCUUCCUCAUCUCGUCUGUAUGUACCCAUGCCCACUGGGGUACCACAUGAAAAUAUCUUCAUCAAAACCAAAGAUGGAAUUUGUAUUAAUCUUAUUUUACUAAGGUUUACUGGAGAGAGUGCGGCUCAUACUCCAACAGUUAUAUAUUUUCAUGGAAAUGCUGGCAACAUUGGUCAUAGGCUUCCUAAUGCUCUACUAAUGCUUGUUAAUCUAAAAGUAAAUGUGUUGCUAGUUGAUUAUAGAGGCUAUGGAAAAAGUGAAGGGGAAGCUGGUGAAGAAGGCCUUUACUUGGAUUCCGAAGCUGUGCUGGAGUAUGUAAUGACGAGACCAGAUCUUGACAAAACUAAAAUUAUACUGUUUGGACGCUCCUUAGGAGGUGCAGUAGCCGUUCAUCUGGCUUCUGAAAAUCCUCAUAGAAUAUUUGCUAUUAUGGUAGAGAACACUUUUCUUAGCAUUCCACAUAUGGCCAGCACUUUGUUUUCCUUUUUCCCAAUGAGAUAUCUUCCAGUUUGGUGCUAUAAAAAUAAGUUUUUGUCAUACAGAAAAAUUGCACAAUGUAGAAUGCCUUCCCUUUUCAUCUCUGGACUCUCUGACCAGCUCAUUCCACCAGUUAUGAUGAAGCAGCUGUAUGAGCUAUCUCCAUCUCGGACUAAAAGACUGGCUAUUUUUCCUGAAGGAACUCAUAAUGAUACUUGGCAGUGCCAAGGAUACUUUACAGCACUGGAACAGUUUAUCAAAGAACUCGUGAAAAAUCACUGUCCAGAAGAAAUGGCAAAAACAUCUUCUAAUGUAACAAUAAUAUAAUUUUUUCUUGGACAUUGCACUCUGCAUUUGUUUUGUGAACAGUUGUAAAUGAAUGUGGAUUUUUUUUAAUGCUUACUCUCUGUGUACUUGCAUUGUGGGAGUGGAAUUGAACAUUAAACAGUCCUUAUAAAUUGUACUGUACAUUUCUCCCUUGCAGAGGCUCAGCCCUCCCCUAGUAUACAAGCACCACCAUCUUUCUUGAGACUGAAAUCUUUCCCUUUUGUAGGCAUCAUUAUUUAGAGUUUAAUUCCUCUUUCUUAGGGGACUCCUGGCUAAAUGUGUUUGAGACACAUUGUCUCAUUUUGCUUUAGAGAGUUUGGCAUAUAAAGCAAACUUCUCUUGCUGUGUGUGUGUGUGUGUGUGUGUGUGUGUGUGGGUGUGUGUGUGUGUGUGUGUGUGUGUGUCCAUUUUCCUGAGUCUUUUCUCAGGUGGACACCAAGAGGACUGUUGCAGUGCUCUUGAGCAUGUGCUUGUGUAUUGCAAGUCAUAGAAUAUGUAGCCUCAAGUACAAGCACACUUAAUUUUACUGCUCUGCUUACAUUAUCUGUCAUUUGGUUAGUAUCGUAUUAGAGAUUGGAAGCACACCCUAUCUUUAGUACAGACCAUUUUGUGAAACACUUCGCUUAAAUAUGCUUCCUGUGGGCUGUGUGAUAAUUUACUGUUAUUUCUGAACCCAAGUCACUGGUCUCAUGAAUGGUAGUACUAAUGUUCAGAAGGUGGCAAACCUGAAAGGGUUUCAUUUCUUAAACAUCUUGGUGCGUCAAAACUUGUUUCAGUAUCUGCAGUAUGGUGAACGCAUGGCAAAAUGUGCAUAUAUUUUCACAACUUCUCGAACAUUUUCAUAAUUGAAUGUAAGAUGUGGUGUAAAUGAGUUAUAAUCAGUUGAAUAGUUGGGGUUAGCAUGAGCUACUUAAAAACUGUUACAUUUUAAGCAGUUAUGUGUACUUAUGGUUUGGAGAGAUCUUGACCAGUCAGGUUUCAUUAUCCACUGAUUUUUACAUUUGGUUAACUUGCAUAGAAGAUACGUACUGGAUGCAAUCUUUUCUGAAGGUAUUAACCCCAAACAGCCUUAUUUUCUGAAAAACGGUACUGUGUUGAAAGGAAUUUAUCAAUGCUUUUUUUUUUUCUGUGGAAGAGCACAGGAAUGGAAGCUGUAUUUAUCUUCAUUACUUUAGACAAUGAAUUAAGAGGAGAAAAAAGUAAUUUCACCAUCAGUAUUUCCACAUUGCCUUUGGUUAUGAAGAAAUUUCAUAUUUUCAUAAAAAAUAUUUGGAAAUUUGCUAUUGUGGAUUUAGUUUGCAGAAGGUAUGUGAUUUUGUUGUUGCAUUUUCUUAUUCACAUACAGCUUAAUGAAAUCAAAGACUGAAUUUAGAGUGCUAGUUUGCAAUUGUCAAGUAUUUCUGAGGCAGUAAUACCUCAUAAUGAGGCACUUAUAAUUUGUAAAAUAAGUAAAUGACUCCAGAUAGCCACACUUGUUUUUUGCCGCACUUAUCUUCUACAUUGCUAAAACUGGAGACUCGUUUGGACUGUACAGACCCACAUUAUCAAGCCAAAUAUGUCACUUAAUGAAUGUAGUAUACAAACAUGCCUAGGAUGUUGGUCUUAAUUUAGCCCUACAACCUUUUGGUACUUCGCAUCACAUGGGCAUGUUAUAGGGCUGACACAAAUGCACAUUCUGUCAUACUUAUUUGCUUUGUGUUUCAGGUUUGAUUCCAUUGCAAAAACCAAAACAAGCAGUGCUCAAAGAACAUGAAGUUCUUUGACUUUUAUUAAGUUGAUAGCCAUUUGUCAUUCUUUUCUUGUAAGGCAGUGAUCAUAUUUUUUUUGCUUUGUUCUUAAAGUUGCUGUAUAAUUAUAAUAUUGAUGGGCACAAUGAAAUGAAUGAGAUGAAAAACAUUUCUGUGAAUUAUUAGAGAAAAAUGCAAAUCUAUUAAGCAUCUCAACUACAGAGUUUAGUAUUAAAAAUAAAAGUCUCUGUGAAACCUG